Molecule: messenger RNA, 2226 nt
Organism: Eutrema salsugineum
Lineage: Eukaryota; Viridiplantae; Streptophyta; Magnoliopsida; Brassicales; Brassicaceae
Exons: 4
Coding region: 1-2226 (741 amino acids)
Source: RefSeq, a predicted model, not a curated record
AUGGAAAACGCAAAUGGACUUGUUCGUGAUGAUGCUGGAAUCUGGAGGGACCAAGAGGGUCAUGUGUGCAAUGAGAGAGGCCAACGACUUGAUGGAGAUGGUAAUAUCAUUCCACAGGAACCUUUACCUGUGGAUGUUGUUAACGCAAAUCCACCACCUGCACCACGUGGUAAUGCUGUGAUCAUUCCAAAUCAGACGAAUGUUCCAGAAGACCAGAAUGUGAGGGAACCUGCACCUGCAGCUGCUCGUGGAAGAACACUUGGAGACUACAACAGGCCUGAGCAGUUCUAUGCAAAUCGGUCCGCGAUUCCCGCCCCUGCAUUUCAAAGGAAUGAUUUUGAGCUGAAACCUGUGUACUACACUCUUGUGGGUCAGCAUCCCUUUCAUGGUCACUCUCAUGAGCACCCUAUGAAUCACAUCGAGAGGUUUGAGGACCUUUUGGAGCCAGGAUCACUUACUAUCUGGGAAGAGAUCAGGAACGCCUUCCUGCAUAACUUCUAUGAUGAUGCCAGACCUGAAGAGCUGAGACUCAAAAUCUCGACAUUCUCUCAAGGACCAACUGAGGCGUUCAAGGCUGCUUGGAGGUAUCAGAUGGCUCUUGAUGCAGCAAGCAAUGAAAAUUUCAACACCAGAUACCCUGAAAAAGCUGUUGUGCUCAUCGAAAACUUGGCAUCUAGCAAUAAUUCCAAGAAUGCUGAUAAUGAGCGAAAGAAGCACACUGGGAACAUGGAUGGAUUGCAGAUUGCUGAGGUGAAGGCUAAGCUUGACUAUGUGCAUAGAGUUUUAGUGGGUAAGAAGUCUGUCCGAUUCGCACAGGAGGUAGAAAGUUUCGAACCAGAAGAUGAAGCUGAGGAGGAAAUGUCAAUUUUGUCAAUGGAUCAUGGUUUCAAGGUCAGAGGUUUGGUAAUCAGCAAGAAGUCCUACUCCAACAACAGUUUUUCCAGAAACUAUGGCAUUUCUCCAACUCAAACUCAAACUCCUGACAAUGAGGUGAAGUCGAUGCUGGAACAGAUUCUGGAAGUACAACAGAAGCUCACCAUGGACUUUAAUGGAAAGAUCGAUGCUCUCUACCUUGAUCUGAAUGGGAAAAUCGAGGCUUUGAACACCCAUGUCAAGCAGCUCGAUACACAGGUUGCUCAAACUGCUGGUUCUGUUAAAAGGCAAGAAUUUUUUUUACCUGGAAAGACUGACACCGAUCCGAGGCCCCACUGCAGUGCCAUCACAUUGAGAAGUGGUAAAAAGUUGAUUUCUGAGCCCAAAAAGACGUCUUCUGCUGCUGAAGUCAUGGAUUUGGAAGAUCCUGAAGAAGUUCCUGAAGUUGCAGAGCCGGUGUCGAGCGACACCACAACUAGUGUCGCGCGUCACCAAUCGCAGAGCAGAGCUGAUAUUGUUCCAAGUCCGAAAUCUGCUGAGGAAAAGGUUUACAAACCUAAGGUUCUUUACCCAAGGAGCUCUAAGAAAUCCAAGCAGGAGCUAGAUGAUGCAAGGUGCAAGGCUUUGAUGGAAAAGCUUGUGAUUGAGAUACCUUUAGUUGAUGCUAUGAAGAUCACUCUUGUCAUCAGACGCUAUGUGAAGAGGAUGGUGACCAACAAUCUCAGCCAUGAACAGGGAGUGAUGAUGAUUUCUGAGCAUGUCAGCGCUGUGAUUCAGAACAGGAUUCCAGAGAAAUUGUCUGAUCCAGGAAGCUUUGUUUUGGAUUGCUCCAUCUUCACGGAGAUAUUCAAGAGAUCGCUAUGUGAUCUGGGUUCAAGUGUCAAUCUCAUGCCAUACUCAGUAGCUGUCAACCUCGGUAUGACUGAUUUCAAGCCAACGAAGAUCUCUCUUAUCCUAGCUGAUCGAUCGACGAGGAAAACUGAAGGAGUGCUGGAAGAUGUUCCGAUCAAGGUUGGAGAUUGCAUGAUACCAACUGAUUUUGUCGUCUUGGAAUAUGGAGAGGAACCCAAGGAUCCUUUUAUCCUUGGGAGACCUUUGCUAGUGACUGCAGGUGCAAUCAUCGAUGUCAGGAGGGGUCGAAUUGCUUUGAAUGUUGGGGAUUUAGUUAUGAACUUUGACAUGGACAAGCUGAUGAAGAAGCCCACCAUCGAUGGUCAAAUCUUCUACGUCGACACACUCACAGGCUUCGCAGAGGAGAUGUUCCAGGAAAUGCACCCUGUAGAUCCACUGGAGAGAGCUCUGAUCUCAUCUGUGUCUGAAGCAGAGCACCUGGACGAAAUUACAGCAUUAUGA